Messenger RNA from Microstroma glucosiphilum, 3290 nucleotides. RefSeq names its product putative SPT16-general chromatin factor. The record is from RefSeq and is a predicted model, not a curated record. Lineage: Eukaryota; Fungi; Basidiomycota; Exobasidiomycetes; Microstromatales; Microstromataceae. Gene Ontology annotation, cellular component: FACT complex. Gene Ontology annotation, biological process: transcription elongation by RNA polymerase II; positive regulation of transcription elongation by RNA polymerase II. The transcript is spliced from 6 exons. Gene Ontology annotation, molecular function: nucleosome binding. The coding region runs from base 80 to 3172 and encodes 1030 amino acids.
CUCGCUCUUCAUAGCGUUCCCUCUGCGUCUGCAUCACUCCUUCUCGUGAGCGCUUACAGAGAGCUGUACGUUUGCAAAGAUGGCAGACGAGGUCAAGAUCGACAAGGCCCUCUUUGCCACGAGGCUCAAUAAGCUCCUGGACGCCUGGAAGGACAAUGGCUCCGACAACGCACAGCUCAAGGUGUUGCAGCAGACAGAUGCUAUCGUCAUUAUGCUCGGCACCCAGUCGGAUGAGGUAGCGUACCACAAGACAGCAGCGGUCCACACCUGGCUCCUCGGGUAUGAGUUUCCCUCGACGAUGAUGCUCAUCACACGAAAGGGAGUGACGUUCGUCUCUAGCGCAAACAAAGCCAAGUACCUCGAGGGCCUGGAUGGCGCCAAGGGUAUCAAGGUGGAUGUGCUCAAGCGUGGCAAAGACGAGGCGCAGAACAAGAAGCUGUGGGCAGAUGUCGUCUCUCGCAUUAGCUCAGCUGAAAGCGGUCAAACAAUCGGUCACUUUCCCAAGGACCAGGCCAUUGGAAAGGUGGCAGAAGAGUGGCUUGCCUACUUCAACGGAGUGAAGAGCGAAAAGGACUUCAAAGAGGUGGAUGUGGGACCGGCCAUGGGAGUAAUCUGGGGUGCCAAAGAUGCAGACGAGCUGACCAACACAACCUACGCAGCCAAGAUGCUGAAUGGCGUCAUGUCAAAAUACUUUGUAGACGAAAUGUCGACGAUUCUGGAUGACGGGCGCAAGGUCACACACGAGAAGUUGGCCUCGAGAGUCGAAGCGGUCCUCGAUGAUGACAAAUUCUGGAAGAAAGUCAAGGGGCUAGCCGAGGCCGAUCUCUUGCUGGCUAAUUGGGCCUACACGCCGAUCAUCCAGUCAGGCGGUCAAUACGACUUGAAGCCAUCUGCUCAGUCAAAUAGCUCACGCAUACAGGGAGCUGACGGAGGAGGUGUUGUCGUCGCUUCAAUGGGCAUGAAGUACAAGAGCUACAAUGCUAAUCUCGGUCGCACAUGGCUUGUCGACCCACAGAGAGUACAGGAAAAGAAUUUCACAUUCCUGUGCGAGCUACAAAAGGAUCUCGUCGAAAAACGCGUCCGAGCUGGCGUGACCGGUCGUCAGCUCUACGAGGCAGCUCAGAACUACGUCGCACAACACAAGCCAGAGCUCUCCAACCAUCUAGUGAAGAACCUGGGCUUUGCUACUGGUCUCGAGUUCAGAGACUCCGCCUAUGUCCUGGGGCCAAAAUGCGAGCUCCCUCUUCAGCAGAAUAUGACUCUGAGUCUUUCGGUUGGCUUCAGCGGAAUGGACGACCCUAAUCACAAAGGCGAGACGUAUGCUCUGCUGUUGAUCGACACAGUCAAAGUGACGGAUGGUCCUGCAGUAUUCCUUACGGAACCGGUCAAGAGCGCGAGUGAACAAUUCUUCUACCAAGACAAAGAGGAAGAGGAAGCUCCGAAGGACCCCAGCCCGAAGAAGAACGUGACCGCUGGCGGCAAGGUGCUACGAAACAAGGGCAAGACCAAUGACGUGAACGUUGCCAAUAAGAUCAAGGAUCACCAGCAUGAGCUGGCAACAUCCAAGCAAGAAGAAGGUCUACGGAAGUGGGCAGGUGAUGAAGGCGAGGGCGGCAUGGACACUGGCAAGACGUUCAAGAAGUUCGAAUCGUACAAGCGCGGAGAGCUGAUCCCUGCCAAAGCGCAAGACCUGAAGAUUUUUGUUGAUGUGCGCAACAGCAGCAUCGUCCUACCGAUCUAUGGCUUCGCAGUCCCCUUCCAUAUCAACACAUUAAAGAACCUCAGCAAGAACGAGGAGGGCGAGUACACGUACCUGCGCUUCAACUUCAUCUCCCCUGGUCAGAUUGCCGGAAAGAAGGACGACACGCCCUUCGAAGACCCAGAUGCCACCUUUGUUCGCAGUCUGGUCUUCCGCUCGACAGAUACCUUCCACUUCGCUGAGCUCCACAAGGAGAUCUCUGAGAUGAAGAAGCAUGCUGCCAAGAAGGAAGCGGAGAAGAAGGAGUUGAGCGACGUCGUGGAGCAGGACAAGCUGAUCCUCAACAAAUCCCGUCCGCCUGUCCUGCGAGAAGUCUUCCCUAGGCCCGCACUGGAAGGCAAGAGAGUGCCCGGUGACCUUGAGAUCCACACCAAUGGUCUGAGAUUCACCUCCCCGCUGAAGGAUCAAAAGGUUGACGUCCUCUUCAACAACGUCAAGCACGUCUUUUUCCAGCCCUGUGACAAGGAGCUGAUCGUGCUUAUCCAUUUCCACCUCAAGGCUCCCAUCAUGAUCGGCAAGAAGAAGUCGAAGGACAUUCAAUUCUACCGAGAGGCCAGCGACGUGCAAUUCGACGAAACGGGAAACCGAAAGCGCAAGUACCGUGCUGGUGACGAGGACGAGUUGGAGCUGGAGCAGGAAGAGCGCAAGAGGAGAGCUCAGCUGAACAAGGAAUUCAGGAAGUUCUCCGAUUUGAUCGUCGAUGCAGCAGACGAUCUCGUGGUCGACCAGCCAUACCGAGAGCUCGGCUUCGACGGUGUUCCCUUCAGGACAAACGUCUGGCUCUCGCCCACCAAUGACUGCCUGGUCCACUUGACAGACUCGCCCUUCACCGUGGUGACCUUGGCAGACAUUGAGAUUGCCCACUUGGAGCGUGUGCAGUACGGCCUGAAGAACUUCGACAUGGUCUUUGUUUUCAAGGACUUUACCCGCGCUCCUCUGCACAUCAACUCCAUCCCGACUGGCUCACUAGACAAUGUCAAGGAGUGGUUGGACUCAGUGGACAUUCUUGUGAGCGAAGGACCUGUCAAUCUGCAGUGGAACCAGAUCUUGCGCACCAUCCAAGAAGCUCCCUACGACUUUUACUCCAACGGUGGGUGGUCUUUCCUCCGCUCUUCCGACUCGGACUCAGACUCAGACGAGAGCGAAGAAGGCUCUGCUUACAGCGAGUCGGACGCUGCUGCCGAAGAGGCUUCGUCAAGUGAAGACGACGAUGAUGAUGACGAUUCGGACUUUGACGAGGAUGAAGACGAUAGCGGUAGUGAAGCCAGUCUAGACUCGGAUGAAAGUGAAGGAUUGGACUUUGAUGAAUUGGAGAAAAAGGCGGCUAGGGCGGAUAAAAAGGCCGGAUAUGGAAGCGAUGAUGAUGGAGGUGGAAAGAGUAGGAAGGGCGGCGGUAGUGGAAAGAAGAGGUAGUGGCCUGCAUGGAAUCACUCUCUUCUUGUACUGUAUUGUCUCUAGGUCAGAAUCGGAUUACGACGCGCCUCGUCUCCUGCCCAAAAUCAAUUCAGUCAUGCAAGCAACAUUCUCCGAG